Molecule: messenger RNA, 1081 nt
Organism: Sphaeroforma arctica JP610
Lineage: Eukaryota; Ichthyosporea; Ichthyophonida
Exons: 4
Coding region: 287-1081 (264 amino acids)
Biological process (GO): transcription by RNA polymerase II; transcription by RNA polymerase I; nucleotide-excision repair
Cellular component (GO): transcription factor TFIIH holo complex; transcription factor TFIIH core complex
Source: RefSeq, a predicted model, not a curated record
GCGAAGUAUUGUGAAAAUACAUGCAACUGUUGUACAUCUACCUGCGCAUAAGCCGGCUUGCCCUAUCAUUAAAAAAAUAGACAGAUAGGCUCGAUGAGUCCGCACCUAUGAUGUUUUAGCAUCGGUAUCACACGUAUUCAAAGGUUCUGCAUAGGGGUUGUUAGCCGGUGGUAGUUGAUGGCAUCACUACCUUGCAAUAGAGCGGUUGUACUCAAUGUUGGUAGUAUCCUUCUCCACUCCCGUUUAAACGCUUAUGGUGAGCACAGUCUUAGCGUAGCGCUUAUUAAUGUACACUUGUAUGAGCCAUUCGAAGGAUUUCGGCGAGAUAGUGAGAGGGCCAUCGCAUAGCUACAAGACUUGUGGCACUAUGAAUAAUGCCAACGACCACGAGACCAUUGGUCGUAGCAUUGUGCUAUCCGCAACACCCGACGAACAGAAUCUGUUCGAGUGCAAUGUUAAACUCGUCAGAAAAGACACAGACUGGACUAUCGGACUGUUUAUUUUCAGUGAGGGUAUCUACUUUGUACAACAGGGAUCCGAUAAGGUUAUAAUGAUUCCCAUUAAGGACAUCACAAAUGUACGCCCGGGAAAACCGGGAGCAAAACAGGUCAAGUUGCAGAUUAAACGCAGUUUCAAGACUAAAACGGGAGAGACUAAAGAUGUGCCGUACACAUUUAUCUUCCCCGAAGCACAAUCGAAUGCCCAGGAACUUAUGAACAAAUGUCGAGACGUGCUAGUGACUCUCAUGUUCAAGCGGCUGAAGCCCGAGGAUCGGCAGAAGCACUUCGAUAACUUAACACUGGAGCAGAAACAAAAGCUCACAGCCCUCAACACAGACGAGAGUCUCAAGCGACUGCACAGACAGCUGGUGGGGGGAGGCACUCUGACCGACGACGAGUUCUGGAGUGAGAAUAUGGUGUGUGGGAUGUGUGUUAGGCGUGCCGAUGGUAUGGUAUGGUAUGAAUUCAUUGUUGAUGUUAGUUUGCUGCGUCGUGCUUCCUUUCCUGCCUACACCACCUAUUGCUGGCGUUGGUAUCUCAUGGAUGGGGAUAUGGUGGGCGUACAUGGCGUGGGGAUGUGA